Messenger RNA from Aspergillus saccharolyticus JOP 1030-1, 1254 nucleotides. RefSeq lists its product as uncharacterized. The record is from RefSeq and is a predicted model, not a curated record. Bases 74 to 1192 code for a protein of 372 amino acids. Gene Ontology annotation, biological process: regulation of synaptonemal complex assembly. The transcript has 5 exons. NCBI's taxonomy places the organism in Eukaryota, Fungi, Ascomycota, Eurotiomycetes, Eurotiales, Aspergillaceae.
GUCUAUAAUCGUAUAUCUUCUCACUGAGCUCGAUAACUGUCAAUACACGGAUCAAGAACAAAUCGAUGCGAUUAUGUCUGUCAUCAAAGCAGUCAUAGAUAUAUAUCCCACUCAGCAAGCCACUGCCUUCAGCGUCCACGAACUCGAAUGGCUUGCAAAGAAGAGCUAUAAUAUUGCGUUGCGAUUACGGGAUUCGAAAGAGACCGAACAUACCCUAGUUCUACUUGACCUAUCCAUCAAGCUCACAACCCUACUUCCCCAGCAAACUCACGCUACCAACUCAUCACUCAAUGAAACCUACCUCCUGUGCGAAUUCUUCAGGACAACCAAGCACAUAUCGCUUGCGCGUCAAACCACAGACCCACCAGCAAAGCAAGCUCACUACACAGCAGCCCACAAAUCCAGCAGCGCCUUCCAGUCCCAAAUCACCGGCUUCUUACAGCUAUGCCGUAACCCCGAAGCGACCUACGCCAAAACCACCAGCUCAGCGCCAACAAACGCUACUAUCAUCGUGGAUACAUCCGCAAACACAAAUGCGACCCCACCCCCAGAAGAAGGUGAUGCCCCCACACUCUGGCUCGAGAGAUACCGCAUCAUCCUCGCCGUGGAUCUAGAAGCCUCGAUCUAUCUCAACACAGACGACACCUGGUCCCACAUAACCAGCCUCAUCCAAACCUCCGCGGUCCUCAACUCAAAACUGAUAUCCGUCUAUCUCGACACGCUCCUCCGCGCCAAAGGAGCCCCUCUGACAAAGGUCGUCCAAGCUAUUAAGCUCAUAAUCCGCACAAUUCACGCCUCCCCAUCCCCCGACAUCAACAACCUCACUACCCUUCACACGGACUUCCCCCGAUACCUGCACGUGCUAUACCAGCUCGCCCUUGAAGCUCACGAGGACCGACUCGCGGAAUCGGUGCUCGAUCAAGUCCUGGUGCUCGUGCGGGACUGUAAGACCGAGGGGUUUCCCCCGACGGAGAUGCAGUGGAUGGCGGCGGUGGCGUUCAAUCGGGCGGUGGAUUUCUAUCUCGCGGCGAAGGAUGUGGAGUGUCGACGGUGGGCGGAGAAGGCGAUUGCAUUGGCAGAGGUCGGGGGCGUGGACGGGGAUGGUGGUGCGUUGGCGAGGUUGCUCAGGGGGAGGUAUGGGAAAUUGAUGUUGGGGGAAGAGGGAGGAGGGAAUAGUGGGAGUUCAAGUUGAAAUGCCGACAGGUUUCUUAAUAGUCAAUCCCGUUUUCCGCCGGUAAUGCAGGGUAUGUGUGA